UUUAUUUUUAAGAGAAGAAACACUGGACUGAGGGUCAUUUGGGGAGCUUGUGGACUGGCAGCAAUGUAUCCCCUGGCACUGCUCACCUGUGCAGUUGCUCUGAGCCACUGCACUCUGGCAGCGAGAGUCUGCUCCAGGCCCCCAGAAGUGCUAUUUGCCACCAUCAAUGUUGAAAAAAGUGUGUAUGAAGUGGGUGAGGAAGUAGAGUACACCUGUAGGCCUGGCUUUGUCCCCAACAAUGGCCAGAGGAAGUACACCUGCCUCCCGACUGGCAAAUGGCCUCUCAAUACGCUGCUGUGCCUCCCAAAAAGAUGUCCCAGUCUUGGAAACUUGGAGCAUGGGAAAAUGGAUUUUAUAGACUCCCACUAUCAGAGUUCUGUAAGUUUUUCAUGUGAACCAGGGUACAACCUUCUUGGAACAAGAACCAGCCAAUGCAUGGCAGAUGGAAAGUGGAGUGGAACUUUUCCACAGUGUCAACCUGUGACUUGUGCACCUCCCCCAAUUCCUGAGUUUGGAGUCCUUUCUUACCGUGGCUUAAAGCCUGGGAAUGUUUCUAAGUACCUGGACACGAUUACUUUUGAGUGUGUGCCUCCUCUCGCCCUUAUUGGGAAUGAGACAGCUACCUGCAUGGCCAAUGGGAACUGGAGCAGCAUUCCAGAGUGCAAGGUUGUCACAUGCCCCACUCCAACUGGGAUAGAGAAUGGAUUCCUAGAGCUUGUUGCCCGUAGAACGUAUCACUACAACGAGAGUGUCAGCUUUGGCUGCCAGCCCAGAUACGUGAUGGAUGGACCUAAGCAUUCCCGAUGUGAAAAGACUGGAAACUGGUCCACAAAGCCAACCUGUAAAGAACCAUGUAAAAUACCAGUGAAGAAAGCUGUAGUAUUGUACAAUGGUGAGAAGAAAAGAGUUCAGAACGACCUUAAGGAGGGCAUUCUGCAUGGAGAAACUAUAUCCUUCUUCUGCAAGAAUAAAGACAAAUCCUGUGCCUAUACAGUAGCUGUGCCAUGUGUGGAUGGCAACCUGACUCUCCCUGCCUGUUUCAAAGAACGUGGCUUUUUUUCAACUCUUGUAAAGAAGGACCCCUCAGACAUGAAACCAUGUGAAGAUCAAAAAUGAAUCAGAGAAGUAACACAGUGCUGAAUCUCUGCCUUAAUGAGACAAAAUAUUAUGUAAAGAGAGGAAGACCUAGGUCCUGUGAGUGCGUAUUUCCAGGCCAACUCUGGUCUCUCUGUGAAUGCAGCCUCAGCUGUUUUCCCAACGCCCAUCCCUUUCCCUACCAGCCUUUCACAAGCUAUUACACUAUUUCGUCCAUUAACUUUCAUUGCCUUUCCUCUGCCUUCUACAAACUUCCUGCAAUACUACUACUUCUCUUUCCAUAUUCCCAACACUUGUGCAACCGGAAUUGACUUUCUCAAUAGCAAUUCCUUGACAAUAAAGCAAUUUUCAGCCAGUAGUGUGUUCUUAUUUAGCUUUACCUAAUCAUCAGUCAAAUCCUGGUGCUCUUAACUGGUUUAUACAGAAAAGCCUGACUCAUUCCUUAAUUAGCUGGAUUCUGAUUCUGUUACUGCUCCCCUGUGAUAGGGAGUGGACCUUUAAUUACAGAUAGACAGAGGGACACCAGCCAAGGAUUUUCCAGAAUUUACAUAAGUAGAGAGAUGGAGAUUUCCAAAUGAGUUUAGAAAUCAAGUACCCAGCCAUGAUUCAAAUGCCAAUAGCAUCAGAUAAAUGGUUCUUUUGCAUUUCUAAGCAAGGAAGUUAACAAGGCCAUUUAUGUUUCACAGAUUCUAGCUUCACCUGAACCUCUGGUUUUAUAGAAUUGUUAAUUUUUACCACUGUUUCAAUAUUAUGCAAUGAAACAGAUUCCUUCCCCUCCCUCCCCCCCCCAAG
Messenger RNA from Dryobates pubescens (Downy woodpecker), 1887 nucleotides. It is a transcript of the gene APOH, whose product is annotated as apolipoprotein H. The record is from RefSeq and is a predicted model, not a curated record. Bases 64 to 1116 code for a protein of 350 amino acids. The transcript is spliced from 8 exons. NCBI's taxonomy places the organism in Eukaryota, Metazoa, Chordata, Aves, Piciformes, Picidae.